Molecule: messenger RNA, 2919 nt
Organism: Condylostylus longicornis
Lineage: Eukaryota; Metazoa; Arthropoda; Insecta; Diptera; Dolichopodidae
Exons: 6
Coding region: 440-1129 (229 amino acids)
Source: RefSeq, a predicted model, not a curated record
AUGUUAGGCUAAAUUAAAAAUAUAUUUAUUAAAAAUUUAAAAAAAUAGUGAUAAUAUUGCAUUUCUGUUUUCGAGUAGUGUACAUAGUAAAUAAUUAUUUGAGAUAAAAUUGUUGUGCUUUAAUAUUUGAGAUACCUUUUUAUUUUUAAUUAUUAUUGUUAUACUUAUUUUGAGUUUCGAAACGUGCGUUCGGUAGAAAUUAAUAAAUACUUUAUUGUGAACAUUGUGAAUAAAAAAUUAAAACGAGUUUUUGGAAUUAAUUAAAUAUUUAAGUAUUUAAGAUAAAAAAAAAAAACAAACAAAUUUUCAAGAAUUUUCUAAAAGCAAGAAAAUAAUUUUUUUCACGAGCAUAUCUAAAUAAUCAGUUUUUAAUUGAAGUUUCGUUUCAAAAAAUUUCUUAUAUAAUUAAAUUAAUUUAAAGAUUUGUGAAAGAGUAACAAUGUAUUCAGUUCCAUUCUUUGUGAUGAUUUUAUUUAUUUCUGUUGAUAAUGCAUUUAGUUCAAAGGAGUCUGAUGCACUAGCACUAGCCUUAAAAACUUCAAUAAAAGUAAAUUCAACACUCUCAACAUUACCACCGUUAAUAUUUCCUGAUAAAUCCAGUAAUUUUACAAUAAUCCCACCAAAUGAGGCGACAAUUCGAAGAUUGCAGCACAUGGAUUCGCAAGACACUACAUCUCGUCCAAAACCUGAAAUACAAAAAGUUAUUUCAAAUAGACAAGGCAUAGCCCUAUUUAGAGUAAAAAAUAUGGAUAUAGAUAACCUUCCAGAAGUUUUUCCAUCAGAUUUAGAGAAUGAUUUUAAAGAAGUCAAAGAACUUAAAGAUGAAGUUGAAGAAAUUCAAGAAGAUGACUUUUCAGAAGAACAAAGCGGUUUUGAAGAACGAUUCGGAAAUAGAAAAACUGGUAUACAGGAAAUUUUUAAUGAAGAUAUUGAAGUUCAUAAUGUGAAUUUUACCAAUCACCAUCUAACAAUUAUUCUAGCGACAUUUUUGGGUCUGAUUUGUUUAGCCGUAUACAUUGCCUUAUUAACAUGGAGACAAUAUUUAAAGAAACGUUAUGGAAUGAGACAGUUAUUAGUUACAGAUGACGAGUUUUUACAAAAUCACGAUCAAAGAUCAUUUAAUGUAUAACAUAUCAGGCGAAACAAUAGCAAAAAAAUUUAUGUAUUUUAAUUAAGGAAAAUAAAUUAAUAGAACUCAUCAAAAGAUUCAGCCAUGUGCUAGAAGCAUUUGCAUUUAAGUGCCAUCUAUAUGCGAUAUUUAUUGCAGCACAAUAUUAAUUUCAAAAAAUUAGUGUAGUCUACAAGGGAUGUUAUUUAAAUAUGCUCAAAUAUUUUCAAAAAAUGAAUUAGAUAAAUUAUAAGAAUUAAAAUAGCUUUGAAAGGAUGAUUAAGGAAUUUAAUCGACUGUUUGUCAACGGCAUAUUUUCAAAUAAUUCAAUAGUUAGGAAAUUUUUUCUAUAAUUUGUCUACAUUAAUUUUAACUUUUCUUUUAAAGCUGUACAUAUAUAUACGUAAUACAAUUCGAAGAAAAGCGUCUUAAUAUAAAACUUUCAAAUAUGAACUUGAAGUUAGUUUCAAUAUUUUAUUGUGCUAUUUUAUUGUGUAUUUGUGAUUCGAGAUUUGAAGAACAAAUUUAAAAUAUUAAGUUUUAAUUACAACUUUAUAUAGCAGAAUUUGAUUUUAAAUGAAAUUUUUAAUUUAUUUUAUAAAAAAAAAUCAAUUGUUAAAUCGUAAUAAAUAUUUCAAAAACUGUAAAAUACCUUUGAAGAGAUUUAAGCCCACAUUUCAUGAAUUUUUUUAAGUUGUACUGAUUUAAGGAAAUCAAACGUUAAAUAUUAUUGCAUUAAAAUUUUGCGCCAUUUUGAAUUUGAAAUAGUGUAAUGUGAAAUGAACUUAAAUUUAUUAUAUUUAAUAACAAAAAGAAGAAACAGCAGCAUUAAAGGAAAUUAUAGAAUACUAAAUGUGAGGCGGCUCAAUAGUAUAAAAAAUAUUAAACACAGCUGCUAAAUUUAAUCUUUAAAUUUUAAUCUUAUAAGGACUAUAAAGUUAUAAAAGGCGCAUUUCGCUUAUAUUAAAAUUUUUAUUAAUUUUUUUUUCCUUUCUUUAAAUGUACUUUGUACACAUACAUAUAUACAUAUAUAAAAACGAAAAAUCAGUUUUUUUGUAAAUGAGUUUUCUAUUGUGUAAAAUUAAAAACUAAUUAAAAUAAAAUAAUUUUAGCACAUGACUGUGAUAUUCCUAUAUGAAAAUAAAUUUGUUAAGAAAUUUAAAAUGUUUAAAACAUUUUAAAAUUAGCUAAAAAUUUAUUUUUAAGGGAAAACAAGAAAAUACUGACCAUAUUUUAUAUUUAGGUUAAUUAAAACUAAAUUAUUAAUAAAAAUGAAAAUUAUAGUUAAUUUUUAAUAAAUAUAGAAAACAAAUUUUAAUGCGUUAGGCAAUCGAAGAAUGUACAUAGGUAUGUACAUAUACUUCAUCACUUGAAUUUAUGUAUGUAAAUUAAAAAUGUUUCAUUUUACCUAAUGAAAAUAAAAACUAAGGAAAAAUUUAAUUAUACAAAUGACGUAAUAACUAUAUAAAUGCGCGUUUAGAACGCAAAAUUAUUUUUUUGUAAAAAAUUUUAAAACAAUAUUUUUAAGCAUAAUUACUUUUUAUAAAGAAAAUUAUAAUAAACUUAGUUUUUCAUUCAUAAUUAUUUUUAAAAUAUAAAGUGGUGAAAAAGACACAUAAUAUAUAAGUAAAUGCUUAUUUAGGAAUUUAAAAAACGUACACAUUUUAUUAAUACAUUACACUGUAUUGUAAUUGGAACCUUUGUUUUCAAUCAUAAAAAAGAUACUCACUUCUAAUUUACUUUUGAAAACAUUAAACUUUAUAUUUUUAGUUGAAUAUUAUUGUUGUUUCAAAUAUUUGAAUAUAAAAUAU